Fusarium coffeatum is the source of this 768-nucleotide messenger RNA. RefSeq lists its product as uncharacterized. The coding region runs from base 1 to 768 and encodes 255 amino acids. The transcript has a single exon. The record is from RefSeq and is a predicted model, not a curated record. Lineage: Eukaryota; Fungi; Ascomycota; Sordariomycetes; Hypocreales; Nectriaceae.
AUGGCUCUCCUCAAUCCCGUCUACGCUUUCGUCGUGCCCUUCCUUUUCGUCGUCACUGUUCCUCUCGCUGUCUUCGCCGGUAUCACAACGACCAUUGCCUUUUCUGUUCUUAUUCUCCGAGUACUGGCCGUCUAUCUCGACGUAGCUCUAUCUUUCGUCCCUCAUUACCUGGGCGGACGAAAGAUCCGGCCGUACCAUCCUAAUAAUCACUACCUUCGUCAACCAAUUCUCGAAAACCCAGGCUCUUCGGCUCUGUACACCAAUCCGACACCACCUUCGGCCGGGUCAACGGCUUUUGAAUCAUCACUAAAGAGACGUCGCCAUCGAAGAAGCUCCAGUGCCCUAUCUACAGCCGGUACUACUACGCCAAUUAGUGAAAAGGCAUUCGGCUUGCUUCCUAGCAUUGGCCCAGAGAGGGACUUUGAAGGUGUGGGCGGUUGGCGGCUAAGUGGUGAUGACGAGACAUGGACCACCAUCAAUUCAAGACUUGAAUUACCCGAUAAGCAAUACCAUGGACGCAACCAUCACCGUUCCCCAUCUGGCCCGACAACGCCUGGAGAGGGCGGAUAUCUUAUGAUGAAAGGCCGUACUCGAAGCCCGUCAGCAAUACGCACUUCAGCAUCUCCCAACAGUGCCCGCACGAGGACACCAUCUGGUCCUCGCAUCGCUUUUACAAACAAGUCCUUCAUCGACAGUUACUUUCCGAGUCUCAAGACUUCACCCAAAGGACUUAAAAAGUUGCCAUCUCAAGGAGUUGUCGACGCAUAG